CCUCAAAUAUCUUCCACAGACUUAAGUCAAAGAAAUGUCCAGCUCAGAUAAUUACAAAAUGCUUGCCUUGGUAUACAGCAGAACAAUUUCUGUUGAAUCUCACAGGUAGGUGCAAUACAAAACAAGAAAUUGUAUCCAAUUUAUUACGAGUACUAGAGUGUGUUACCCAGUUCCUCUUUGCAGGCUUCUGAGAUGGAGAUUAUUUGGGUAAUGAGGGUUUCGAUCUUGGUCGUUGGAGCGCUGGCAACAGUAAUGGCACUUACUAUCCCUUCCAUCUAUGGCCUUUGGUCCAUGUGUUCAGACCUCGUGUAUGUGAUCCUAUUCCCACAACUGCUGAUGGUGGUACACUUUAAGCAUCACUGCAAUACGUACGGUAGUUUAACCGCUUACAUCGUCGCCUUCUUCGUCAGAAUGACAGGAGGAGAGCCGUUACUUGGGUUGCCCGCCAUGAUACACUACCCGGGUUGGGAUGGCGAAAAUCAGCUGUUCCCGUUCCGAACCAUGGCCAUGCUCAUGUCUCUUGUUACUCUCAUCUUAGUUUCUUGGGGCACCAAGUAAGUAACCGCGCGUCUGAACAUAUACAGGGCGUUCGUUUUAAGAGGAAAGCUACUUUACUCGACAUCGCCGUGUUGACAUCGAUAGCUUUUGGCAGUUCUUUUCAAACCCUGGUCGUGGUUUUGUCUCGUAUAAUUUAUUUACUAACACUUUAAUCUCUUGAUACACAUAAUACGCAGUC
Messenger RNA from Zootermopsis nevadensis, 736 nucleotides. NCBI's taxonomy places the organism in Eukaryota, Metazoa, Arthropoda, Insecta, Blattodea, Termopsidae. The record is from RefSeq and is a predicted model, not a curated record.